GUCUUCGGAGCGCCGCGUGGGGGGUGAGGGGACGGACAAGGAGCGUGGGCGGAGGCGCCGUCCCGGGGGCCGAGGCGGGUCUGAGGCUCGGUGACGCCGCCCGGGGCCCCGCGCCAGGCCCGGGCCAGGGAGCGCCGCGCCCGGCGCCUCGUCUCCCGCCGCUGCCGGCCCCGCUCCGCCCCCGAGGCCGAUGGCGCCGGCCGCGCGGAGGGAGCCGGCUCAGGGCUGUGUGACCUUUGAAGAUGUGGCCAUUUACUUCUCCCAGGAGGAAUGGAGGCUCCUUGAUGAGGCACAGAGGUUUCUGUACCACGAUGUGAUGCUGGAGAACUUUGUACUUACAACAUCCCUCGAUUCUUGGUGUGGAGCAGAGACUAAGGAGGUACUUUCUGAGCAGAGCAUUUCUGUAGAAGGAGUGUCACAGGUCAAGAAUUCUAAGGCAGGUUCAUUAGCUCAGGUGACUCAGCCCUGUGAAAAGUGUGUUCCAGUCUUGAAAGACAUUUUGCAUCUGACUGAGCUUCAAGCAACAUAUCCUGGGCAUAAACCAUACUUGGAUGGGGCAUCCAGAGGUUUCUGGUUCAGUGCAAGCCUUCAGCAGUAUCAAAAGCAUGACAGUGGAGAGAAAAUGUUUGAAAUGGACGUGGAUCAGGCCUUGUUUGUGAUGAACUGCAGAUUCCAUGUGUCAGGGAAGCCCUUCACCUCUGAGGAGGGCAGAAAGGAGUUCCUGUCUACCGCAGGCCUUCUGCACCAGGCCACUCCCAAUGGUGAGAUGUCUCACAGCAGCAUCAAAUGUGGGGAGACCUUAAACAGUGGAAAAAGUCAUGACAAGUGGAUUGAAUGCAGAGAAGUUUUCAGUAACACAGACACACUUCAUCAGCAUAGAGUCUGCACUGGAGCAGGUCUUGAUAAGUGUAACAAGUGUGAGAAAGCUUUCAGUUGCGAAUACAGACUUGUUCAGCACCAGCAAAUUCAUGUUAGAGAACAGCCUUAUGAGUGUGGUGAAUGUGGGAAAUUGUUUAGCCGCAAAACCCACCUCAUUCGACAUUGGAGAGUUCACACUGGAGCAAAGCCUUAUGAGUGCAUUCAGUGUGGGAGAUCUUUUAGCCAGAAAUCUGACCUCAUUCAACACCAAAGAGUUCACACUGGAGAAAGGCCUUAUGAGUGCAGUGAAUGUGGGAAAUCCUUUAUCCAGAAGUCCAUCCUCAUUAAACACCAGAGAGUUCACACUAAUGAAAGACCUUAUAAAUGCAGUGAAUGUGGAAAAUCAUUUAGCCAAAGUUCUGGCCUCCUCCGACACAAGAGAGCUCACAGUAGAACAAGGCCUUAUGAAUGCAGUGAAUGUGGGAAAUCGUUUAGCUGUAAAACUCACCUCGUUCGACACUGGAGAGUUCACACCGGAAUAAGGCCUUAUGAGUGCAUUGAGUGUGGGAAAUCUUUUAGUGAGAAAUCUGUCCUCAUUCAACACCAGAGAGUUCACACUGGAGAAAGGCCUUAUGAGUGCAGUGAAUGUGGAAAAUCCUUUAGCCAGAAAUCUGUCCUCAUUCAACACCAAAGAGUUCACACUGGAGAAAGGCCGCAUGAGUGCAGUGAAUGUGGGAAAUCCUUUAGCCGCAAAACCCACCUCAUUCGGCACCGGACAGUUCACACUGGAGCAAGACCUUAUGAGUGCAAUGAAUGUGGUAAAUCAUUUAGCCAGAGCUCUGGCCUCCUCCGACACAGAAGAGCUCACAUGUAGUGAUAGGAGAAAUCUUUAAGGUGCAAAUUUCACCUCAGCCAACACCAAUGAGUUCACUCUGGAAAAAAGCCUUAGCUAUGCAGAGAAUGUGCUCCUUCCUUGCUUAGUAUACCAGUGUUGGAGGAAAGGCUCUGAGAGGUGCCAUACUCCAGAAUUGAAUCUCAUACAUUUGUACAUUCACAGACCAGAGAUUUCCCGUAAGUUCAGUUAUGUGGAAAGCACACGUACCCUCCACAGGGUUUUUUAAUCAGAUUUAUGUUAUUACCAUGUUCUGUGGCAGAAGCCGUUUCACCUGCCACCACCUGGCAUGUCCACAUUGUGUGCAUCAGUCACCACCCCAGUGUGCUCAGUGAAGCUGACUUGUGAAAUCAUGAGUAUCCUGGCUCUUCUGGGGUCUUCAUUCCCUAUUCUGUGACAAGUUAGGGCAUGGACCUGACCCUGUGUUGUCGCAGAGAAUGCUAUCUGAGUUCUGCUGAUGGCUUGCAGAGAAAGACUAGGUUUUUUAGGGACACAUUUGAUCUCAGGUAGUGCUUGCAAUGAAGUUUUCUGGCUUCCGAUUCACCAAACCAGAAAAUGCUGGUUGCACAUUGAUCUGAUUUGUGCAGUAAUAGACACCUUUUUUUUUAAGCUCCUUCAAGCUUGAAAAUUCUGUUCAUUGUGUGGGGUAGUUUGAAAGCACCAUAGGACUGACAACUUGAAGGGUAAAAAACUUUUGUAAGGAUCCAAAUUUUGGGUGUCUCAGGACAGUAUGAUGGUUGAAUAUGGCACUCUAGUUUUAGCCUGGUUUGCAUUGCUGACAAGGCCUUGUGGAAGAGACUGCUUUGUAGUCCUAAUUUUUUACCUGGAGGCCAGAGAUCUGUGAGUUCAGAAGUCACACUGAGGAACGGGCAUUUGUGACACCCCCCAGUGUUUAUAGAGUCACCAUGAAUUUUUUUUCUUACUCGCAGGGGAUAGUACAUAAUGCCCAGGAAGGCUGAGGGGAAUCUUAACCCCAGUCCUACAGAAAAGCCAUAUGCCCUCAUAUCCAGAAUUUAAUAGGCUAGUGUCACUAGUUGUAAGUCUACAGGGGCCGGGGAGACUGUAAUUGGUACAGAAACACUGGAUUAAUUGAGAGUGGAGGAGACUGCCGCAAACUACAUGGAAUGUGCCUCUUCUAAACAUGCAUCCACAAAAAUGAAUAAAUAAAUAAAGAUGCAUCCAUGAUUGUUUAAGUGACAGUGACCGUGGGAUGAGUGUGUAUAGAAAUCUCAGAACUUCCAGGUAUGUUUAUCUUGUGUAUCUGAAGUCAUUGGCAGACAAAAUGUAGUGGCUUUGUGGAUUCCUGUAGCCUCUCUGAGCUGUUCACCUCAAGGCAAUUGUUCUACAGGCAACAAAAGGAGGAUGGGGAGAAGGGAGAUCCCAUCGUCCAGGGAUCCUCUUGACUCAAGUGGAAAUGGCCUUCAUUAUUUGCAGUUUUCUUAAAGUGUACAAUUUGAUAAGUUUUGACGUGUAUAAACUCAUGGAAGCAUCAUCAUCUUGAUAGGGAGCAUAUCUGUCACUGCGUAUUUUCCUCAUGCCCUUUUAUAUUCUCCCUGCUCUCCCUGGGUCUCCAGGCAACCAUUGAUUUACAUCCCUUUACAAUAGAUUACAUUUUCUGGAAUUUUAUGAUUGAUUGUAAAGUGUUUACUCUUUUUUCUGGUUUAAUUGAUGCUGCAUAAUUACUUUGAGAUUGAUUAAUGGUGCUUAUAUGUACAUUUCAUUCUUGUUUCUAAGUAGCUUUCUCUUCCAUGUAUAAUUGACUGUGUUUAUCCAUUCAUCUGUUUAUGAAUAUAUGGGUUAUUUCCAAUAUUUAGCUAUUGCAAAUAAAAGGUGAUAUGAA
This is a messenger RNA of Equus caballus (horse), 3590 nucleotides long. Its product is annotated as zinc finger protein 530. Gene Ontology annotation, molecular function: RNA polymerase II cis-regulatory region sequence-specific DNA binding; DNA-binding transcription repressor activity, RNA polymerase II-specific. Gene Ontology annotation, cellular component: nucleoplasm. Gene Ontology annotation, biological process: regulation of transcription by RNA polymerase II. Lineage: Eukaryota; Metazoa; Chordata; Mammalia; Perissodactyla; Equidae. The record is from RefSeq and is a predicted model, not a curated record.